Thunnus maccoyii (southern bluefin tuna) is the source of this 5041-nucleotide messenger RNA. RefSeq names its product TBC1 (tre-2/USP6, BUB2, cdc16) domain family, member 1 (gene tbc1d1). The record is from RefSeq and is a predicted model, not a curated record. The transcript is spliced from 23 exons. Bases 146 to 4246 code for a protein of 1366 amino acids. NCBI's taxonomy places the organism in Eukaryota, Metazoa, Chordata, Actinopteri, Scombriformes, Scombridae.
UGUGUGUGUUGUGUGUGGUUUCUCUGACACACAUUACAACCUCUCUCGGUCACACUUACCGCUGCGCACACCGGACAGGACCGCGGAGUUCGAGCGGUGAUAAGGUAAAAGCAGAGGCGGACAACUGCCUCUGGCCACAUGAGCCAUGGAGGGGCUCUACUUUGAAGUGAAGCCCAGAGGAGGUGAAGCCCUCAGGCCAAGGAGCUCUGACAAACCCCGUCCUAAUCUGACUUCAAACCACCACUCAUUUCCAUCACUUUCACAUCUCACCUCUUCUCAAAAGCUCACCUCAGCCAGGGAGACAACUGCUACAUGGGGGGAAAAGGUGGAGGAGGAGGUAGAGGAGGAGAUACGAUAUAAACUGACAUUAAUUGGGUCUCUACCAGUCCACUACAUGACCACCAUGGCCAUGCUGCCCUGGGUGGUGGCUGAGAUUAGUAGAUCUCGGCCUGCUGAGAGGGAGGAGGAGCGGUGUGCAGGAUCAGGAGGAGGACAGCAGGAUCCCCCUACCCGGAAUCAGACAGUUUUUCUAUGUGUGUCAGCAUCGUGGGUGCGUUGUGUGUCCGUUUGGGCCGAGGGGGUUGUCUUGGACCCUCUGAGACAUACAGUGCUGUUUGAAUGCCGUCCACACCAGGUGACGAAACUAAUUCACAACAGCAAGGAACCCAGCAGCUUUGGCUGCCUGGUCAGAGGUGCACCAAACUGUGCCUGCUACGUCUUCCAGAGCCAAGACAGCACUAAGGUCCCUGAGAUCAUCAGUACGCUGAGGCAGGCUGGCAAGAGCUCCGCACGCAGCAAUGACACCACAUCCAACAAAACUUCAACAGGGUCUGGAGGCACUGAACCGUCAGAGACAUGCCUCAACUUUUCUUCUCUUUCCACAACGACAAGUUCUGCAGCACAUGCUGCUGCUGUGUCACCGACAGCCUUUGCCAAGAAGUUCGAGGUGCUGUUUUGUGGCCGUGUGAGUGUUGCUCACAAGAAAGCCCCUCCCGCCCUUAUUGAUGAGUGCAUUGAGAAGUUUAGCCAGUUGCAUGGCUCAGGGAUGACUGAUAAAGGAGGAAGUAGCGGGGGAUUGGUGGGUGGGCUGAAGAGGGCGUUAGCCUUCCAAUCCAACGGUCUCGGGAGUGUUGCCGUAGGUAAUGGUGCUGCAGGAAGUCCCACCACUGGGAAUCGCCCCGUCCUGUUCAAACGAGACCCCAGCUUCCCCUCUCUGCAGGCCCUGGAUGAGAAUGGGCUCUCUCCAGAGAUCUCUCACGCCAACACUACUGAUGCACACACCCGCUCACCAGGAGUACAGCCCACCAGCCUGCAGGAGAACAGGACCAUGCUGUUCACGGUGGGCAGGUCGCAGAUCUUCUUGGUUAGUCCAGACACUAAGAAAGUUGCCAUAGAGAAGAGUUUCAGGGAAAUCUCCUUCUGCUCACAGGGUAUUCGUCACGUGGAUCACUUUGGCUUCAUUUGCAGGGAGACGGUGGAAGGGGGGAGCUGCCACUUUGUUUGCUAUGUCUUCCAGUGUACAGAUGAAUCACUGGUAGAUGAGAUCAUGCUGACUUUGAAGCAGGCGUUCUCUGUAGCAGCCCUGCAGCAAAAUGCAAAGACCCAGAGCCAGCAGUGUGACAGCUGCCCCAUGCAGCAGCUCCACAGACUGUGUGAGAGAAUAGAAGGUCUGCACCCAUCUAAAACCAAGCUGGAGCUUCAGAAACACUUGGCCACUCUUGACAACCAGGAGCAAGCAUCAGUCUUUGAAAACACUAUGAGGGCUCGUCCGAAGAGUGACCAGGAAGAAAAUGAGCUGAUAAUGGCAUCUUUGAGGAAUCUGUAUGAGGAGAGACAGAGGAGCCAUCAGCACACACUGCCUGGGGACAGCAAACAGGUGUGUGAGGAGGCAGCUCCAGGACCAGCGGAGGCACAGCAGCAGAGUAGCAGUCGGCAGCGUCUCGAGCAGUUCAAGAGCCGAGCCAAGCGCUCGCUCACUGAGUCCCUGGAGGGCAUCUGGAAGGGGAGCAGCAAGGCAAGAGCUCAAAGGGAAAACAGUGAAGGAAGUGACAGCAGCUCUUCCAUUUGUACUGUCAACAGCAGCCAGGACCAGUCUUGCUACGAUGACCCCCUCCCAGCCUCCUCCCAGCUGCGACCCACCAGCCCACUCAGGUGCCAUAACUCAACAGGAGACCUGAAGCGCCUUGACACCUCUCUUCCCCAGUCUCCUUCCUCCUCCUCUUUACCCGGGGACGCUCAGCCGCAGGGCUUCCGUCGAAGGGCCAGCACCUUCAGCCACCCUCCCACCCCCUCCUCAGCGGAGUACUCACCGAUGCACACAAUAAGUCACACACCACAGGACCCUACCGCUGCUACCAAGCCCAAGCUCGUACGACACUACUCUGUCAGCACCGACACUCCACACCAGAGCAAACAUGUCUCAACCGACUCCAACCUUCCUCCUGUUCCUCCUUGCUCUUCAUCCCCUCUGCUCCCUCAUCAUCCUUCCUCCCCUUCUGCUGGGAUCAGGCUCAGUAAAAGAAGUCCUCUGGGUGGUCUGCGGGCUCGUCUCCACUCCUCCUCCUCUGUCCCUAAUUUUCUGAAAUUUCAAUUUCUGGCCCCUGUCCAAGAGAAUGAUUGUCCCGAAACAAAGAGCAGUGAUGUAGCAGCUCUCUCCACACCAAGUGCAGCAUGUGCGGUAGGGGAAAGCCCUCUACGCAGCCACCGUCACUCCUGGAGGCAGCAGAUCUUCCUACGGGUCGCUACACCUCAGAAAAACACUGAAGCCAGCGAGCGGGGGGAUUCCUGUCUAGACGGGGGUCGGGUGUGUGUGGGCCAGGUGGUCGGUGGAGGAAGUGGGGACUCGUCCAUGAGGGUGGUGCCUGAAGAACGGACAAAGAGGAGCAAAGAGGAGCUGAGGGAGCUCUGGAGGAAGGCCAUCCUGCAGCAGAUCCUGCUGCAGAGGAUGGAGAGGGAGAACCAGAAACUACAGGCCUCAGAGAGUGACCUGCAGAACAAACGCCUGAAGCUAGACUAUGAGGAAAUCACUCCGUGUCUGAAGGAGGUCACUCUGGUGUGGGAGAAGAUGCUGGGAACUCCUGGAAGGGCAAAGGUCAAAUUUGACACAGAGACGAUACAUGCUGCAGUUGCACAAGGUGUCCCAAGGCAGCAUCGAGGCGAGAUCUGGAAGUUUCUCUCGGAGCAGUACCUGCUCAGGCAGACGGUACCCUCCCGAACCCCAACCAAUCACACUCCGUACAAAGAGCUGCUGAAACAGCUCACCUCACAGCAGCACGCCAUCCUCAUAGAUCUGGGUCGCACUUUUCCCACUCAUCCAUAUUUCCAAGCGCAGCUGGGGGCAGGACAGCUGUCUCUGUAUAAUUUAUUGAAGGCCUACUCACUGCUGGACCCUGAGGUGGGCUACUGCCAGGGCCUGUCCUUCAUUGCGGGAGUGCUGCUGUUACACAUGGGGGAAGAGGACGCCUUCAACAUGCUGAAAUUUCUAAUGUAUGACGUCGGGCUCCGCAAACAGUACAGGCCUGACAUGAUUAUCCUGCAGAUUCAGAUGUACCAGUUGUCGCGGCUGCUCCAUGACUACCACAGGGAUCUAUACAGCCAUCUUGAGCAGCAAGAGAUCGGACCCAGUUUAUACGCCACCCCCUGGUUCCUCACCGCCUUUGCCUCACACUUCCCCCUCGGCUUCGUGGCCAGAGUCUUUGAUAUGUUAUUUCUGCAGGGGUCAGAGGUCAUCUUCAAGGUUGCUCUGAGUCUGCUGGGGAGCCACAAGCCUCUGAUCCUUCAGCACGACAGCCUGGAGUCCAUAGUGGACUUCAUCAAGACCACACUGCCCAACCUGGGCCUGGUGCAGAUGGAGAAAACCAUCAACCAGGUGUGUGAGAUGGACGUGUCAAAGCAGCUCCAGGCCUAUGAGGUGGAGUACCAUGUCUUGCAGGAUGAGCUGCUGGAUAUGCCUCCGACCCUCAACCAACACCAGCGAGCCGCACAGCUGGAGAGGACCAAUCAGAGCCUCCGACAGCAGAACCUCGACCUGCUUGAGGAGCUGCAGGUGUCCCACGCUCGCGUGUGCAGCCUGGAGAGUCGAGUGGAGGCUUUGGUCCAGUCAGAGGGCCAGCUGAAGGAGCAGGUCUCUGCUCUGGAAGAGGAGAAGAAGCAGCUGGUGAGCACCGUCACACGACUCCAGGACCUCCUCGCCAGCCUCGGCAUACAAACAACCCCAGACGGACACAAACUCCCCCCCGCCCUCUGACAGACAUGUAUGUAGUCACAGCAGCACAGCACAGGUGGAAGGCAGAGAGGGGCUGGGGAACAGGACUGUGGACUCCCUGCUCCACCCAUCGGCUCUUCCAGAGGAUUUGUAGCUGCACCCAAUUUUUUUCCAAAUGGUAAAGUUGAGCAGAUGAGGAGCCGGUUGUGGGAAAAAAGUCCCAGAAAGAGAAGGUCAGUGGACGAGCGGAGACGUUAAGAUGACUCCCUACGUCGACCUGUGUACUUUUCACAGCCUCAGAAUGUUUUAAUAAAAAGAGAGACAUUGGAUGUAGAGGCUGAGCGAGAAAGAAAUGUAUUAUCCCAGAUCUCUUGAACUACAUGUAAGCUCUGUUUGUGCCACGAGUGCCCUUUCCCCCUCUUUAAUAAACGUAAAUGAGCAUGUGAUUUGACCAACAAUCCCCCAAAGAUAGCACUGUCCCACUGGGCCUCUACUGUAAAAACAAAAGUUACAUUUGCACCUGUAUUUGUAUGUUGUUGGGUUUUUUUGUCUUUAAGUGUCAGUGAGUGACGUCUGUGUUUUAUGCUCCUGUGAGAAAGUUUGUUUAACUGUUGUCAGAUGAAACGAGGCUUAAAAUGGCCAAAGAAUGUGUUAAUGUGUUUAUUAAUGUAAAACAAGCUCGAACAAAGACUUCUGAAAGAACAUAUUAUCAAUCACUUUCAACCAUAAGUUAAGUAAGAAAUGCAAAGAUUGUUUCCAAAGAAAAAAAAAAGAAGAGACAGAGAUGUGUGAACGUGAGCUGAAGGGACAGGUGAAGAAAUAAACUUCAUGACAAAG